UGUGCUUUAUACUUAAUUCCUCAUCUGUCGCUGUCCAUCUUUACAGUGAACCCGAACUCCAGAAGCAUUAGCUGCAACUUCACGGCAACUACCAGAACUUCUUACACGUGCCCGCAUUAGCAUCUCAUUGCCGGAACCAUCGUCACUCAUCUCAAUCGACACGUGAAAGUCCCUUCUACAGUACAUAAGAUACAUCAGCCUUUCACCCCUCAGCACUCCCAGGCAAAUUAGUAUACAUCCAUUCAUCUCACCAACAACUGCCUACCAAACACAAUCAUAAUGGCUUCUCUCGAUUCCGUCCUCCAGGGCGUUUCCGUCUCUGGCAAGGUCGAUGAGAUCCACCGGAAGAUCCUCACUCCUGAGGCUUUGGGUUUCCUUGCUCUUCUGCACCGCUCCUUCAAUGAGCGACGCAAGAACCUGCUUGAGCGCCGCAAGGCUCGCCAGGCUGAGCUUGAUCGAGGUGUUCUACCCGAUUUCCUUCCUGAGACCAAGCACAUUCGCGAAAACCCCACAUGGAAGGGUGCCGCUCCGGCCCCCGGUUUGGUGGACCGUCGUGUUGAGAUCACCGGCCCCACUGACCGGAAGAUGGUUGUCAACGCGCUGAAUGCCAACGUCUACACUUAUAUGGCUGAUUUUGAGGAUUCAAGUGCCCCUACUUGGGACAACAUGAUCAACGGACAAGUCAACCUCUACGACGCCAACCGUCGCCAAGUCGACUUCAGUCAAGGACCCAAGGAGUACAAGCUUCGUACCGAUCGUAAGCUACCCACUCUGAUUGUCCGUCCUCGUGGCUGGCACCUUGAAGAGAGGCAUGUCACCGUUGAUGGCGAGCCUAUUUCUGGUUCUCUCUUCGACUUCGGCCUGUACUUCUUCCACAAUGCUUUCGAGACACAGCGCCAGGGCUUCGGUCCUUAUUUCUACCUCCCCAAGAUGGAGAGCCACCUUGAGGCACGUCUUUGGAACGAUGCCUUCAACCUUGCCCAGGACUACAUUGGCAUGCCCCGAGGUACGAUUCGAGGCACUGUCCUUAUUGAGACCAUUCUUGCCGCUUUCGAGAUGGACGAGAUCAUCUACGAGCUCCGUGACCACAGCUCUGGACUUAACUGCGGUCGAUGGGACUACAUCUUCAGCGUCAUCAAGAAGUUCCGCAACAACCCCAACUUUGUCCUUCCUGACCGUUCCGCUGUCACCAUGACUGUGCCCUUCAUGGAGUCAUAUGUGAAACUCCUUAUCCAAACUUGCCACAAGCGAGGCGUUCACGCUAUGGGCGGCAUGGCUGCUCAGAUUCCCAUCAAGAACGACGACGCCGCAAACGACAAGGCCAUGGAGGGCGUCCGCGCCGAUAAGCUUCGUGAAGUUCGUGCUGGCCAUGAUGGCACCUGGGUUGCUCAUCCCGCUCUGGCCAGCAUCGCUACCGAGAUCUUCGACAAGCAUAUGCCCACUCCUAACCAGCUUUUCGUACGCAGAGACGAUGUCACCAUCGGCCAGAACGACUUGCUCAACAUGAACGUCCCAGGCACCAUCACAGAGGAGGGUAUCAAGAAGAACCUCAACAUUGGUCUCGGCUACAUGGAGGCUUGGAUUCGGGGAGUGGGAUGUGUUCCCAUCAACUACCUUAUGGAGGACGCUGCCACAGCCGAAGUCUCUCGCAGUCAGCUCUGGCAGUGGGUCAAGCAUGGUGUCAGCACCGCCGAUGGCAAGCGUGUUGACAAGUCGUAUGCUCUGAAGCUUCUCAAGGAGACUGCCGACCAACUUGCUGCCUCUGGCCCCAAGGGAAACAAAUACCACCUUGCCGCUCAAUACUUCUCCGGUCAGGUUACUGGCGAGGACUAUGCUGACUUCCUUACAUCGCUUCUAUACAACGAGAUUACUCAAGCUGGACCCCCUAGCCCUGCUUCGAAGCUAUGAGCGGAACCGGAACAAACAAAAUGGAUAUGAGGAGUCAAAUCAAGCAUUUCAUAAUUGCGUGCAUUGUAUAACGAAGGGUUUCUUUCCCGGCCAUGAUUUAAUGAUAUCAUAAGUUGUUUUAUUGUUGUAUUUAGUUUCACAAAUUGGAGUCCAUCUAUUGAUGCUAA
This is a messenger RNA of Fusarium graminearum PH-1, 2075 nucleotides long. RefSeq names its product malate synthase. The transcript has 3 exons. Gene Ontology annotation, biological process: glyoxylate cycle. NCBI's taxonomy places the organism in Eukaryota, Fungi, Ascomycota, Sordariomycetes, Hypocreales, Nectriaceae. The coding region runs from base 280 to 1908 and encodes 542 amino acids. Gene Ontology annotation, molecular function: malate synthase activity. The record is from RefSeq and is a predicted model, not a curated record. Gene Ontology annotation, cellular component: peroxisomal matrix; cytoplasm.